This is a messenger RNA of Acanthopagrus latus (yellowfin seabream), 4269 nucleotides long. It is a transcript of the gene ugp2b, whose product is annotated as UDP-glucose pyrophosphorylase 2b. The transcript has 10 exons. Bases 883 to 2409 code for a protein of 508 amino acids. Gene Ontology annotation, cellular component: cytoplasm. The record is from RefSeq and is a predicted model, not a curated record. NCBI's taxonomy places the organism in Eukaryota, Metazoa, Chordata, Actinopteri, Spariformes, Sparidae. Gene Ontology annotation, biological process: UDP-alpha-D-glucose metabolic process; glycogen metabolic process. Gene Ontology annotation, molecular function: UTP:glucose-1-phosphate uridylyltransferase activity.
UUGACGGUUGUAUCGUUGAGUUAGCUAACGUGUAGGUGAUUCUUUUUGACGGUUCUUUUUUGUCGAAAACGGCCGUUUCUCCUCGCGUUGUGUUCACGGUACCGCCGGAGACUUGAGCUCUCUUUGCGUUGUAUUUGCGUUCCUCAAGUAAACAGCGGCAGUAUUCAGUGUUUUCUCGAGUACAUGCCGUCCUCUCCUUCCAUCCACCCAUCCAUCAGCCAGUCAGUCAUUUCUGCAGCCAUCCAGCCUCUGAGGUUGCCCGUGAGGCAGGUCAUCUUAUUGGACUCACUCGUAUGUGUGUGUGCGUGUGUUCGUGUGUGUCACCGGUGAAUCAUUGAUGGGAUACGAGCGGAGUGGUGUUUAAAAAAAGAAAAACAGAAAGGGGCUUAAUGUCACCAUAAGGUAAUAAAAAUGAGAGCAGUGGGCGAGGCAGAAGGAAAACACGAGCUGAGGUUGGGAGUCACAGCUAGGAUUUGUGACGUGGUUUUUACAGUAUCUGGGCUGGAAAAUGAGCGGCGAGCAGUAAAAAGCAUCCAGGCUCGAUCCGAACCACGGAUCGUGUUCAGGGACGUCUGGCUGCCAUCCAGGGAGAGAUAAGUGGGCUCGGAUACAUGUGUGCUUCUUUCUGCUCUUUUGACGAGGACGUGAGGAGGUAGCCAGGACGUGUCAUCCUCCAGAGACUCAGUUGUGAAUGGACUUAAAGGCUUGAACGCGUCUGAAUGAAUGAGCAGUUGGCUUUGAGGCUUCAUGAAGGAAACUUUAGUGUUCAUUUAAGGGAUUUUUGUCAUCAAUGACACUUCAGUUUGCCCUCUGGAAUAUUCAAUCUGAAGCUCUGUUUUGGGAUUUAUUUUAUUAUUUUGGUCGAGGCUUGACUGCAGUAACAUGGCACUUUAUGUAGAAGGUCUGAGCAAAGGAGUGGCCAAAGGAGGGAUGGCUCAGUUCCAGGAAAUGAUGCGGCAGCAGCUGGAGAGCUCCAUGCACACAGAGCUGGAGAAACUUCUGGGCACCUCCACAGGCGCUGAGAAAGAGGUCUCCAGGAAAGACUUUGAGGGCUUCACAAAUCUUUUCCACAGAUUUCUGCAGGUGAAGGGUCCGUCGGUGGAGUGGGUCAAGAUACAAAGACCUCCAGAGGACUCGAUCCAGCCCUAUGAUAAGAUCGCUGCUCGAGGCCUGCCGGACAGCGUGGCCGACUGCCUGAACAAACUGGUGGUGGUGAAGCUGAACGGAGGCCUGGGCACCAGCAUGGGGUGUAAAGGCCCAAAGAGUUUGAUCAGCGUCCGCAACGAGAACACCUUCCUGGACCUCACUGUGCAGCAGAUCGAGCACCUUAACAAGACUUACAACACAGACGUGCCCCUGGUGCUCAUGAACUCCUUCAACACGGACGAAGACACGAAGAAGAUCCUGCAGAAAUAUACACACCACCGCGUCAAGAUACACACCUUCAACCAGAGCAGGUACCCUCGUAUCAACAAAGAGUCCCUCCUCCCCGUGUCCACACACCUCAGCAUGAACGGUCAAAGUGCAGAAGGCUGGUACCCUCCUGGACACGGGGACAUUUACGCCAGCUUCUACAACUCGGGCCUGUUGGACCAGCUGAUCGAGCAGGGCAAGGAGUACAUCUUCGUGUCCAACAUCGACAACCUGGGAGCCACCGUCGACCUCCACAUCCUGCACCACCUGGUCAGCCAGCCCAACGGCAAGCGGUGCGAGUUCAUCAUGGAGGUGACGGAUAAGACGCGCGCAGACGUCAAGGGUGGCACGUUGAUCCAGUACGACGGGAAACUGCGUCUCCUGGAGAUCGCCCAGGUCCCCAAGGACCACGUAGACGAGUUCAAAUCAGUUUCAAAGUUCAAGAUCUUCAACACCAACAACCUCUGGAUCUCUCUGGCUGCCAUCAAGAGGCUGCAGGAGCAGAAGGCAAUGGACCUGGAGAUCAUAGUCAACCCCAAGACGCUUGACGGCGGUCAGAACGUCAUCCAGCUGGAGACGGCGGUCGGCGCCGCCAUCAAAUGCUUCGACAACGCUCUGGGCAUCAACGUGCCUCGGAGCCGCUUCCUGCCAGUAAAGACCACGUCGGACCUGCUGCUGGUCAUGUCCAACCUGUACAGCCUGGACGCCGGCUCGCUCACCAUGAGCCCCAAGAGAGAGUUCCCGACAACGCCGCACGUCAAACUGGGCAGCUCCUUCACCAAGGUUCAGGAGUACUUGAUCCGCUUCGAGAGCAUCCCCGACAUGCUGGAGCUCGACCACCUCACAGUGUCUGGAGACGUCACCUUUGGGAAGAACGUUUCACUGAAGGGCACCGUCAUCAUCAUCGCCAACCACGGAGACCGGAUUGAUAUUCCAGCCGGCUCCAUGCUGGAGAACAAAAUCGUAUCUGGCAACCUCCGCAUCAUGGACCACUAGCGCCUUGUUUUUUCAAUACACACACACACACACACACACACACACACACUCCCUCAUCAUGUGACCCAGUUGGCUUUAUCCCAGUCAUGUGACCUGUUUGUCAUGUUUACCCGACACCAACAGAUUGUGGAGGGAAGUUGCCUGGAGGCUGUGUGUGAUUGCAUGUGCAGUGCUCCUCUGCAGCCCAUGGUUGGGAUUUACUGCCCUCUACAGGCCUUUUAUGGUAUGAUAUAAACAUUUAAUAGUAUUAAUAAGGAGCUCCUUAUAUGACCUGUAGUCAUGUUAGAGAGACAAAGACAAAUCAGAUUUUAUUUUUAUUCUUUUAUUAACUGUAGUGAGUUUGACUGUUCGUAGGCCAGAAAAUUAAACCUGCCAAAGUAAUCUUAAAUGAACAGAGGAUGAUAUUAACGGGGAAACUAACAGGACAUUAGAUUGAUUUUGUCCUCACUGUGCUCUUACGGCACUGCUAAUGCAAUCACAUGGUGCACUUACAUAGAGAGGAGAGGUCACGCUGUCUGAAGUUAUGGAAGAGUUUAAAACUAUUUAUUUCAAGCACACCUCAGUGUGGUUCCACACAUCUGCUGAGACAGGAUGUGAUCAUGGACGCAGGAAGUCUGUUGGGGACUCGAUCUGUGUAAUGAUGUCAUUGAAACUGGUGCACGAUGUUAAUUUGAAUAAGCAAAUUAUCAAACACAAACACAGUACCGCAAGAAGAUGAAGAGGGAGAGAAACUCCCCAGACUCCAUUAUAAAAUCGCUCAGUUUUAUUCGGCGUUACGUUUGGAAAGACUGCAGAAACUUUGUGAACUGCUGCCUGCGACAAAUUCUUAAUUAUUUGUGCCUUCUUGUUAAUUCGGCAUAUAUCAUCCAUUAAGAUUGUCUUUCUUUGUGUAUGAAAGAGAGUGUACAUUUGUUCCAGUGAUGUGCAUGUUUAAUCAUAUAGAGCAGGGAAAGUGAAACGUGCUUGAGACACUAACAAUCCUCAAAAAUUGCACCGUUUUAAUGAAUUAGUCUUGUAGUGCCCUCUUCUCCUGUCAAGCUCAACAGCAACCAGCUGGAGAAUUGAUGCCAGAAGUGGAUGGAAAAAAGUGAUACAGCAAGUUUUCUUUGUAAAACUUGACUGGCGUCUGUCUGCUAGGCUGAAAUACGCUGUAAAGUGAAAAGUGCUGAGAAAUAAAUUGUGAACUGUCUUCCAGAGCCUUGACACCGUGACUUCCACACAGUAGAUGGUAGGUUUAUUAACACCUCCAGUGUCCAGGCGGAAGGAGUUUGUGCCCUGGAGGAGAAACUAAUCCAGCUGAAGCCUGAACCGCCUCCGUCUGUGUCUCUGCCUGUUCGGUGCCCUUAUUUCAUGACAUUCCUGGAUAAAUGAUUAAUAUCCAGGCACGAUCACGUCAUGAAAUUGUAUGUAACAAUUUAAAUGAUAUCAUUUUAAAGUAAAGGCCUUUAUUUGUCAUGUAGAAGAUGAAAAUAUCAACAACAACAUGGUGCAUUGUUGUUUUUUUUUAGUUUUUAUGCAGUUUGUUUUCUCAUAUUUUGACCUUAAUGUAAACGUGUGAACCUUCCUGCCUCAAAUCAUCCAGUCUGUCCCGUCGCCUCUGUCCAUCCCUUCAUUCAGCAUUAUGUCCUCUCACGCAGCCGGACAGGAGGUGCAACACACACACAUACACACACACUCCCAUUCAGACGUUUUUAAAAACAUGUUCACCGAGUUUCAGUGUGAGAAUACUUGAGAUGGGUCCGACUCGUGCGGACCGGAAGCCCCGAAAGCAAUAAGUGUUGAUCUGUGACGGCGACGAGGUCUCAGCCCAGCCCAGCUCUGCCUCCUCAGAGCUGAAUAAAGUGCAAUAUGAUACCAUGA